Bradysia coprophila is the source of this 1698-nucleotide messenger RNA. RefSeq lists its product as uncharacterized. Lineage: Eukaryota; Metazoa; Arthropoda; Insecta; Diptera; Sciaridae. The record is from RefSeq and is a predicted model, not a curated record.
AUCUCUCCGAUCAUGAAAUAUCUGAAUGUUUCUGAAACUCGUUUCAGUUGUCUGACUGACGUUGAAAAGGAAUAAGAUAAAAUCUGUUUCAACCAUAUUUUACGCGUUUUGUACGUGCUGUUUGAUGAAAUUGUGAUAAGAAUUUCCACUACGAUUUCGGAUUCUAAUUGCUGAAAAGCGCAAAAAUUUGCGGAAGAUUACCGUACGAUAGAUCGAAUUUCGUCUGAUUUUACAACAUCAAUGAUGGAUAAUGGACGGUUUCAAAUGUUUGACUGCACGAGUCGAAUGGUCAAAAAAGUUAAUAACCCACAGAGCGAUGGUUAUGAAAUCAGCAUUGACAAACUGAAGAAAAAUCCAAAACUAGCGGAGCACAUUCGUAAGAACAACAAAUGUUUGCCGCAUUUGCAUCUUGUUGGCAAUAAAAACGAAAACGAAAAUACUGCGCUAUUAGAUCUGAUCCAUUCUCUCUGCGUGGAUAGCCUCGAAAAAUUGAAAUUCAGCUGGAUGACCAUCGAUAUGCCGGCGGAAAAGUUGCGAACGUUUCGGUCAUUGAAAGAAGUCACAUUUGACUUGUGCACUAUCAAAAACGAAAGCAUCCUACGGUUCUGUGAAUGGUGUCCAAAUCUAACAACCUUGAAAUUCGAUGAAGGCGUGGAAGUGUCCGAACCCGCAUAUGCGUCGUUUAAAUCAAGCGAGCAAAAACUCAUUCAAGUCAAGAGCUUGUCAAUUGAUUUUAAGGGUUCGUCUAUGAAACUGACCCGCGAUUUGCUUGAAGCGCUCGAUCGUCAAUUUCCAUCGCUCGAGACUCUCCAGAUAGCAAUGGAUGCAAGCGAUAGUUUCACUAAGAACGAAUUUAAAGAAAAAUACGAACCUCUUUACUUCAAAAACCUGAAGAGCUUCGCCGUCCAUUCGUUCGUAAAUAACAUCGAGAGACUCUUCGAUUAUAUGGCCGUUUCUAACGUCGAACUGACGGAAUUUUCUUUCACCGGAAUGUUUGUCACUGACGAAUUGGUCGAUUGGAUCAAAAGUUGCACAAAUUUGAGCAAGUUGACUGUCGAUAGUCAUAUGCUGAACAAGAAUAAAAUUGCCGCUGUGAAAGAUAUGCAGCGAUUGAAGAAAUGGACAUUGAGCACAAAACGUUUGCUGUGGAAAGCGGAAGAUGUCAUUCGCAUCGCUCGCGCUAAUCCUCAUGUUGACACGCUGGCAAUAGAUUCUGAUUAUGGGAACGACGACAUGGAAUUUGGGGAAAAAUACAAGCAGAUGUUUGCGGAUUUGGCUAAGGAGCGCAAAGAUCUGGCGAUAAAAGUAUUUUUCCAUGAAGAAGGCCGCGAAAUAAACAUUUCGGCACAUGGAUUCAGUGAGAAAAAACGCAAAGAUAAUGCGGCGAAUAACGGCUCUUCGUUCAGUUUAAAUGAUCCGUCUAUGCAGAAUCUCAUGAAAUUCAUUGGAGAAUCCUUUUCGCGAAGUCAACGCCAAAUGGCGAAUUUAAAGCAAUAAUUACUGAAUUGUCCUAAAAGUCGAAUGGUCACAUGAGUUUGUUCGUAAGUUUUUUUUUCUUUUUAAUGUUUCCCUUCGUUAUUUCGCUAGCUAAAUGUUUCAGUGAGCUAUUGAGCUAUGUUACCCAUUGAAUUUGUAAGAUGAAAAUAAUUCACUCGAACUACCAAUAAAAGUCUCUAAUUCUAAUCAAAUGUCACAAAA